UGUUGCCGGGGAGCGCCGGAAGUGAUGGCCAACCUUCCGCGAGUAUUGGCACACGCAGCAUGAGCAUCCCAUGGCCUGGCACACCCGAAAGGCCCCCUCAUUCUGCCCCAAUUUGCAAUCUCCAUCCACUUCCUAAGCUAUCCUGAUACUCAACCCGUCAACCCCGUCCGCCACCAUGAGACCCAUCGCCAUCUCAAGCACGCUCCUCUUCUGCACAACAGCGACAGCUGCUGCCGUGGUCCCUCCCCCGGCCGAGGAACUCCGCAUCCCGACCUCGUACGAAUCCGCCGUUCUCGGCCGGCGCAUCCUUGCCCUCACCCCGCUCGGCACACUCUCCACCGUCUUCCCACAGGACAAACACAGCAGCAACAGCGAUGGCCCCUCGACACAGGAGAGACGACCCGCAGGUCUCGGCGGCAUGCCGUACGGCCUGAUGGAAUACAUCGCCGACUGCGAAGCCGACGACGCCGGCAAUCCGACCAUCCUCGCCAUCACCAUCGGGACGACCUUCAAGAACGCCGCCGCGGGGAGCAACGUGAGCCUGGCGGUGCAGUGGACGCCGCCCCACCCGCCCGCGAAGCGGAUCAAGAGCGGGCGGUGGAGCUGGCUCUCCUCCUACCUGGGCCUGUCCGGCGCUACCGCCGCCGCCGACGACGACGACGACGACGACAACCAAGACGACCAGCAGCACCACCAUGACGCCGCGCUCCCCUACUCGGCGGCCAACCUCCCGCGCUUCUCGCUGCUGGGCCACCUCGAGCGGAUCGAGGGCGGCGACGACCGCGAGGGGGAGGUUGGCGCCGCGCUGGCGAGCUGCUACGUCAAGUCGCACCCCGACGCGCGGUACUGGCUCCCGGGGAACCGGAUCCACGAGGCGCACUUUGUGCGGCUUGUUGUCGAGCAGGUUUACUGGGUUGGCGGGUUUGGCGACCGCGCGUUUAUCGGGUGGAUCCCUGUUGAAGAGUGGCAAAAUGUUACGCGGGAAGAGUGGCAAAACGCUCGCCUGCCCGGCGAGAAGAAGGGGUGGAAGGAGUGGUCCGUCCAGGCGGAUUUGUAGGUGGCUUUUUCUGAAACUGGGUUUGGUUUGUCAGGUGGGCUCGCGGAUGCGGUUGUAGAAGUUGGUCAAGGACUCUAUAGUUUGUACUAAUGUUCAUUCAUGAUCUCUUACGCAGCAAACAUAAUUCGUUUAGCAUUCCCUGGGUUCCGUAACCAAACCAGCGGCUGAAUUUAUGCGC
Messenger RNA from Chaetomium fimeti, 1235 nucleotides. Its product is annotated as pyridoxamine 5'-phosphate oxidase-domain-containing protein. The record is from RefSeq and is a predicted model, not a curated record. The transcript has 2 exons. Lineage: Eukaryota; Fungi; Ascomycota; Sordariomycetes; Sordariales; Chaetomiaceae. The coding region runs from base 176 to 1057 and encodes 293 amino acids.